Chelonus insularis is the source of this 2159-nucleotide messenger RNA. Its product is annotated as putative inorganic phosphate cotransporter. Gene Ontology annotation, biological process: transmembrane transport; monoatomic anion transport. Gene Ontology annotation, cellular component: plasma membrane. The coding region runs from base 590 to 2074 and encodes 494 amino acids. The transcript is spliced from 3 exons. NCBI's taxonomy places the organism in Eukaryota, Metazoa, Arthropoda, Insecta, Hymenoptera, Braconidae. The record is from RefSeq and is a predicted model, not a curated record. Gene Ontology annotation, molecular function: transmembrane transporter activity.
CAACUUCGAAAGCGAUAAGGUGUAGAAACUUGAUGCACAAACCGAUAACAAGGUGAUAUUUGAAAAUUAUUUAUCAACUUAUUAGUUAAAACGUAAAUACUAAUAAACUUAUUUUUAAUUAAUUAUAUUACAAUUAUGUCACAGUAUAAAUAUCACAUCAUUGUGUAAUUAUGCUAAAGAAACAGUACAUACAAGAAGCUAUUCCAUUAUUACCAAAAAAUUUGAAUUCAAUAAAACAACAAAUACCUCCAUCAUCACUAGAAAUUCACUAUCAAGAUGACAAGACAAGUACUUGGUAGUCGCUUAUCGAAGUGAGUAGAGAUAGAGUAGGAUAUCGGUGCACCGUCCGAUACACAGAUCACCAGAUAUAAAGCCAAUUCUCUGAGAUUGGCCCCUCAGUCUUAUAUUGAAAGCAUCCAGGUGUAUCGAGUUUGUUAUUUUUUACUUUACUUAUCACUAGAAAGUUUAUUCAAAUUAUUUACAUUGUGUUGCAGUGUUUCUGAUUUAAUAAUAAAAGUUCUCAAACACGUCUACACGAUUGUUAACGUGAAUUUUUUUAUAAAUAAUUUAUUAUUAAUUAAAAUUAAACAUGAUAUCACUAUGGAGAUCUUGCUGUAUUCGAGUUCAACAAAGAUGGAUAUUUGCUUUUAUGGGGUUUUUGGCACUUUUCAAUGCCUACACUAUGAGAACUUGCUUAUCAAUUACCAUUACUGAAAUGGUAGUACCUCAAAAUCACACUAAUUCUACUAAUGAAAGUGAAGACACUUGUCCGGUAGAAGUUGUUGCUGAUCCACCAGUAGUUUCAUCGAGUGGAACUUAUGAUUGGGAUGAGUCUCUUCAAGGAAUUAUUUUGUCAUCCUUCUACUGGGGAUAUGUUUUAACUCAUAUUCCUGGUGGUAUGUUAUCUGAAAAAUUUGGUGGAAAAUAUUCUCUUGGUCUUGGAAUCCUUUCGACAGCAAUAUUUACACUAUUAACACCUUUGGCAGUAGAAUAUGGAGGUGCAACUGCUCUAAUUAUAUUGAGAAUAUUGAUGGGUUUAGGAGAAGGAACAACAUUUCCAGCAUUAAAUGCAAUGCUUGCUCAAUGGACUCCACCAGAAGAACGUUCAAAAAUAGGUUCAUUAGUAUUUGCUGGAGCUCAACUAGGAACUGUCUUUACAUCAACGAUAUCCGGUCUCAUUCUUCAUCAUUCACCAGUUGGUUGGCCAGCAGUUUUUUACGUUUUUGGUUGUAUCGGAGUUCUUUGGUUUAUUACGUGGACUCUUGUGUGUUACAAUAAUCCUAGUGAACAUCCUUUCAUAUCAGAUCAUGAAAAAAAAUUCCUUCAUGAGAGACUGAGUACUCAUACGCAUAAAAAACCCCCAAAUACUCCUUGGAGGCAUGUGUUUUCAGCUAAACCUGUUUGGGCUUUAAUUGCAGCUCAAAUCGGGCAUGAUUGGGGUCUCUUUACAAUGAUUACAGAUUUACCCAAAUACAUGAGCAGUGUUUUAAAAUUUUCAAUCAAAAGUAAUGGAUAUUUAUCAUCUCUUCCUUAUCUUUGUAUGUGGAUUUGUAGUAUUAUUAGUUCAUGGAUCGCUGACUGGAUAAUCACUGCUGGUCAUAUAUCAAGAACAAACGUUCGUAAACUUGGUACGACAAUUGCUUCUCUUGGACCAGCAAUUUUUAUUGUGACAGCUUCAUACGUUGGAUGUAAUGGAUAUACUGUUGUAGCAAUGUUUACUAUUGGUAUGACUUUCAUGGGAACUUUUUAUCCUGGCAUGAAAGUAAAUGCUUUAGAUCUCAGUCCUAACUAUUCGGGUACUUUAAUGGCUGUUGUUAAUGGAAUUGGUGCACUUACUGGAAUUCUCACACCUAUCGUUGUUGGAGAACUUACUCCUCAAAGUACAAAUGCACAAUGGAGAUUAGUUUUUUGGAUAGUUUUUUGUGUUCUCUUAAUCACCAAUGUUAUUUUCAUUUGCUGGGCAGAUGGAGAAGUUCAAUACUGGAAUGACCCAGACUUUGUAAAUGCAGAUCGUGCAAAGAGGAGGAAGAAAAUGGAAGGCAAAGAAAAAAUGGAAACAAGGCAUCCUUGUUAAAUUAAAAAUCAAAUGAAAAUAAUUUAACAUUGUCUUCUAAUUAUACAUACAUAAUAUAUAUAUAUAUAUAUAUAUGUACAUAGAU